Messenger RNA from Populus trichocarpa (black cottonwood), 842 nucleotides. Its product is annotated as heavy metal-associated isoprenylated plant protein 28. The coding region runs from base 100 to 435 and encodes 111 amino acids. The record is from RefSeq and is a predicted model, not a curated record. NCBI's taxonomy places the organism in Eukaryota, Viridiplantae, Streptophyta, Magnoliopsida, Malpighiales, Salicaceae. The transcript is spliced from 3 exons. Gene Ontology annotation, molecular function: metal ion binding.
AUAUAUAUAUAUAUAUAUAUAUUGAGAAGUUAAGAGAGCAAGCUAGCUUGUGUUGAUUACUACUGCCUGCCUAAGAUAUCUGCAUGCCAACAUACAGCCAUGGAGGUUAUCGAGUUGAAGGUGCAUCUGCAUUGCAAGGCCUGUGAGAAAGCAGUACGCAAAGCCUUGUGCAGGAUCAAAGGGGUAACAUGCGUGCAGAUCGAUGGUAUAUCAAACAAGAUUACAGUGAUGGGGUAUCUGGAUAAAAAGAUGGUGGUGAAAGCCAUUUGGAAGACAGGGAGAAGGGCUGAUGUGCUGCCAUCUUCUCCAUCACCUCGCUUGGAGGCACCGGCGCCUAGUCCUAGAUUGCCUACUGGCUUUCGGUGCAUCAUUCCAGCUAAAUGGUGUUUCAAGAAACCAAAUACCAUUCCCAGAAGCACUGCUGUAACAUCAUGAAUAAAUUGUACUAAGAUAUCGAUUAGAAUCUUAAAUAAAAUCAUCUAAGUAACACCAUUAUUUUAAUUUGUGCAGGAAACAUAUUUUAUUAACCCUGUAAAAACUUAAAUAGUUAAGUAAGGUUCAAGAUGUGAUUGAAGGUGUUUGAGAUUGUGGCGGGAGUGCUUUUUAAAAUAGCUUUUCGCUGGAAAAUACAUUAUAAUUUUUUUUAUAUCAGUAAAUCAAAACAAUUAGAAAACACUAAAAAAAUCAAUUUAAUGUUUUUUCAAGGGAAAAAUAUUUUUGAGAAGCAACUAAAAACAAAAUCAAAUUAAUGAUGAUGAAGAAAAGUUGGCACAAAUAUUGCAGAAAAUGCUGGAAAAAAAUAUUGUAGCUGUUUUCAGGAUGGAAUCGGAAGCGAAUAAUGA